AUGGAGCUGACGAUAGUCAGCACUUCUCUCGUCACCAUCGCCAACGACUUGGGGGAUUUCAGUAAGAGUAGGUGGAUUAUUGAAGCGUAUAUGCUUACAUACAGCAAAUUCAGCGAUAUAUUCUGGCGUAAAUUGGGAUUUCUCUGCACCGCCAGCACCUUUGUGAUAUUCUCAGGUGCAUGCGGAGCGAGUCAAACGAUCACUCAGUUAAUUGCCUUCCGGGCAUUCCAAGGCAUCGGAGCCUCUGGAUGCUACGCUCUUGCUGUCGUCAUGUCCUUCGAGCUGCUUCCGAAGCGCGAGUGGCCCACCUACAUGGCAUUAUCGACUCUCGCCCUCGUCCUGGCAAUGGGUCCAGGCCCCGUGCUUGGAGGCGCGAUAAACAUUAAAGGCGACUGGUGCUGGGUGUUUCUUUUCAAAUACUUUCCUCCCCUGCCGCUUUUCCUUUUCCUUACAUCUAACGAAGCCAGCAUCCCACCUGGCAUUGCCUCCAUAGUCCUCCUGCACGCGUAUACUCGGGGGUGGUGUGGGUGUGUAGGGCCAUCUGCGGCGGUCUACCUUCCUUCUUAUAAUUACGCUACAUCAACACUGAUGGUAAGCCAGACCUUCACGCAAAUCAACACAGUGACGGCGCUCCUUGCCAGUGGCACAACUUGGAGCAGUGUUCCGUAGCUGGGUAGAGAGAGGAAUGCGCUGUGUCAAUAGGAGGUCGGACUGCGUCACGACAUAGAAAGUCCCAGCAAUAUUCGUCGAAGCGAGGCAAGAGUAGG
Messenger RNA from Hyaloscypha bicolor E, 767 nucleotides. RefSeq names its product MFS general substrate transporter. Gene Ontology annotation, biological process: transmembrane transport. The record is from RefSeq and is a predicted model, not a curated record. The coding region runs from base 1 to 669 and encodes 222 amino acids. Lineage: Eukaryota; Fungi; Ascomycota; Leotiomycetes; Helotiales; Hyaloscyphaceae. The transcript is spliced from 4 exons. Gene Ontology annotation, molecular function: transmembrane transporter activity.